AUGAACGCUGUACUCUGCCUCACCACUCUUCUCGCCGUCAUCUGCCUCUCUGGGGCCAUGACUCCUGAGUACAAACAGAAAUUGAUAUCUUCUUUGACUGAUUGUAUGAAGAAGCAUGGUCUGGAAAAAGAGGAAGUUGUUGAAUUGAUGAAGACAGAUAAACUUCCAGAGGCUAAAGAAAAACAGUGUAUUGUUGGCUGUUUCAUGGAUAAAAUGGGAUUUGUUAAAGAUUUAACAUUGGAUUGGGCAACCUUUAAGAUAUCCAAUCCUGAGAAGUUUGAUUCACCUGAGGGAAUUGACAAGGCAAACCAAGUGGUCGAUAUUUGUGCUAAAACUGUGUCUGAAAAAGAGAAAGACCUCUGUCAACUGGGAGUAAAAACGAUAACCUGUCUUCAUGAGCAAGCACAGAAGGUUCAGUUACAGUUACCUGAUUUCUCAUUUGAAUAAAACUAUGAACAACGAUUGUAUACUUUAACAGUUAAAAGAUAAUAAACAGUUUU
This is a messenger RNA of Nezara viridula (southern green stink bug), 500 nucleotides long. The record is from the annotation of a GenBank genome assembly. Lineage: Eukaryota; Metazoa; Arthropoda; Insecta; Hemiptera; Pentatomidae.